AUGAUAUACUUACAUGAUGAAGGGCCGCGGACAAGUCACUCAGAGAGGCGGCAGUGUGGGUGGCGGUUGGCGGCACGGCUGGCGGCGGCGCCUCUAUCCACGCGUCUAGUUGGCGCCUGGUUGCCGCCAGGAGGCCAGGGGUCGUGCGGGAGCGGGAGCUUCCGGUGCGGCAACAGCAGCCAGUGCGUGCCGCAUCACUUCGUGUGCAACCGCCACAACGACUGCGCGAACGGCGAGGACGAGAACCUGCGCAUGUGCGGGGAUGCACAUGGUUGGAAUGAGACUGACAAGAUGUUCCGACGAGCUGGCCGUGGUCCCGACUGGUCUAAAUGCGACCUGGAGGGCUUCCCACUGGGCUGCCAUUGCCGCAACACUACUCAGCUCAUUUGCAAGGGCCUCGGGCUGCGCAAGCCACCCAUACUGCACGGUGACCGGCUGCCCGAGCGCCUGAUCUUGCCCGAUAACAACAUCCAACACCUGGGCCCGAUCUCCCUGGCGCACUACAACCUGACGGGGCUGGUGCUGAGCGGCAACGGCCUGCACAGCAUCCACAAACACGCCCUGCGCGAGCAGCGCCGCCUCAAAACGCUGGACCUGUCGAACAACACGCUGGAGAAGCUGCCCCGCCACCUGCUGCAGGGCCUGGUUCACCUCAAGUGGCUGAUCGUGGAGCACAAUCAACUGCAGCAGCUGCCGCUGCGAGCGCUCAACGGGCUGCGACACCUCAAACUACUGGACCUCUCUCACAACGGCCUCACCCUCACUGGAGAGCACUUCCCAGAGCUGCCGCAGCUCACCAUUUUGGAUCUGGAACGAAAUGCCAUCACAACGCUGGAGCGAGAGCUAUUUAACAAAUUGCCUCGACUUUCUCAGUUAUAUCUGCAACACAACCGCAUCUCCACAAUCAACUAUGGAGCUUUCGUUGGCAAUCGCGCCCUCCUUCGUUUGAAUCUGUCCUUCAACUACCUUCACAGUAUGGACUCUGAUACAAUGAAGCCCUUGGGAGGUCUUAAAGCAUUGAGUCUGAAGGCGAACCCGUUCGACUACAUUCCGCGCUCUCUGCUGCAGCCGCUGGCCAACUUGUCAUCGCUAAAUUUGGAGGGAAUAGAAAUGGAACAAUUAGAUUUGCAGAUAUUCGAUGCGGACAUUUUACCAAGUCUUCAAAUUCUGUGGUUGCAUCGCUUCCAUUUCUGCUCCUACGCUCCGUGGGUGAAGUCGUGUCGCCCAAACACUGACGGCAUCUCGUCGGCGGAGCACCUGCUGCAGCGGCCGGAGCAGCGCGCCGCCGUGUGGGUGCUGGCGGCGCUGGCGCUGGGCGGCAACGCGCUGGUGCUGGGAGGCCGCGCCGCCGCCCGCGACGACAGCCCCGCGCUCAGCGCCGUUGUGCGCAACCUCGCAGCGGCCGACCUGCUGAUGGGCGCGUACCUGUGCGCGGUGGGCGCGUGCGACCGGGAGCUGCGCGGCCGCUACGCGGCGCACGCGCUGCGCUGGAUGGCGUCGUGGCGCUGCACGGCGGCCGGCGCCGCCGCCAUGCUCAGCUCGGAGGUGUCGGUGCUGGUGCUGCUGUUCCUGUCGCUGGAGCGCUUCCUGCUGAUCGCGGUGCCGUUCGGCGCCCCCGGCGGCCUGUCGCCGCGCGUCGCCCGCCGCGUGCUGGCCGCCAUCUGGGCCCUGGGCCUGCUCCUCGCCGCGCUGCCCGCAAUACAGUGGCGCCACUCAAAUCGCUUUUAUGGUACCAAUGGACUUUGCUUCCCGUUGCAUAUUGAAGACCCGUACAUGCAAGGUUGGCAAUACUCUUCAUUCAUCGUCCUAGGAGUUAACAUUCCGGGCGUGUGGCGCACGCGCCGCCGCGCGGGCGCGGCGGUGGCGGCGUCGGCGGAGCGCGGCAGCCGCGAGCUGGAGAUCGCGCUGCGCGUGCUGCUGCUGGUGCUGACGGACGCCGCCUGCUGGGUGCCCGUCGCCGCGCUUAAGCUGCUCGCACUCGCCAGGGGACACGUGCCAGCGGACGUGUACGCGUGGGUGGUGGUGCUGGUGCUGCCGGUCAACUCAGCGCUCAACCCGCUGCUCUACACCUUCUCCACCCCGCGCUACCGCACUCGCAUCGUGCACCUGUGGCGGCGAGCGCGUGCGCUGUGCAGAGGUGGCGGGGUGGCGGGGCUGGAAGGCGGCGACGCGCGGAGGUGCGGCGCCGGGGCGUCGCGGCGCGGCCGCAGCCGCUAG
This is a messenger RNA of Gryllus bimaculatus (two-spotted cricket), 2217 nucleotides long. The record is from the annotation of a GenBank genome assembly. NCBI's taxonomy places the organism in Eukaryota, Metazoa, Arthropoda, Insecta, Orthoptera, Gryllidae.